UAUUCAACUGCAAGAGUUGAAUGUGAAACGAAGUGAAUGAGUAGUGAGUGAGUGCAGCAUAUAAUAAUAAAAAAUAUAUUUAUAAAGAAGAAAAAUCUAUACAAUUGGUAUUACAAAAUAAAAAAGAAUUUUUUUUGAAAGCCAAAACAAAAAAAUUUAAUUUAUUUUUAAGUCGAAAACGCGAAAUCUCCUCUAAACUUCUUAAGUAAAGACUAAACGAGCAACAAACAUGUUAAGUCUAGCCCGUACAACUCAAGCCAGUGUUAAGCCCCAAGUGGCCGCACUUAUUGGCAAACAUUCACUAAACCCCAAUAAUCUCAUGACAAAAUCUCGUAGCAUAAGUUCUGUGGUACCCGAUACAAAUUUACCCGAUUUUCCCACAGCCAAUGAACCCAUACUCGAAUAUAAAAAGGGAUCUGCCGAACGUAAGGCACUCGAGGCAGCCCUUAAGAAAACAGCCGCCACCUGUGAAGAUGUACCAAUUGUAAUUGGUGGCGAAGAAAUACGCACCGAUCAGGUGAGACAUCAGGUGAUGCCACACAAUCAUCAACACAAAUUGGCUAAAUUCUAUUAUGCCGAUGCGAAUAUUGUUAAGAAAGCCAUUAAGACCGCUGUCGAAACACAGCCCAAAUGGGAUCGUACUCCCUUGAGUGAACGUUUGAAGAUUUGGGAGAAGGCCGCCGAUUUAAUGGCCGGCAAAUAUAGACAGGAAUUAAAUGCAGCCACCAUGUUGGGUCAAUCGAAAACUGUUAUACAGGCAGAAAUCGAUUCAUCGGCUGAAUUAAUCGAUUUUAUUAGAUUAAAUGCUUUCUUUCUGAAGGAAUGUGCUAAAUACCAACCUAUUAGUGAAAAUAUUAAAGUAACCAAAAACUCUAUGCGUUAUCGUGGUAUCGAUGGUUUUGUAGCCGCCGUUAGUCCUUUCAAUUUCACAGCUAUUGGUGGCAAUUUGGCCUAUACACCAGCUUUAAUGGGCAAUGCUGUUUUAUGGAAACCCUCUGAUACCGCAGUAUUAUCAAAUUGGCGAAUCUUCAAUAUUAUGCGUGAGGCUGGAGUACCCGAUGGUGUUGUUAAUUUUGUACCCGCUGAUGGUCCAGUAUUUGGUGACACCAUCACGGCUUCACCCCACUUGGCUGGUAUUAACUUUACCGGCUCAGUACCCACUUUCAAUCGCUUGUGGAAACAAGUGGGCAGCAAUAUCGAUAAAUACAUUAACUUCCCCCGUUUAAUUGGUGAAUGUGGUGGUAAGAAUUUCCAUUUCGUACAUCCUUCGGCUGAUAUCGAAACAGUUGUAACGGCCACUAUACGUUCGGCAUUUGAAUUUUGUGGUCAAAAAUGUUCAGCCUGCUCUCGCAUGUAUGUGCCCGAGUCCUUAUGGCCUAAGAUUAAGGAAGGUCUCAUUGCCGAGGCCGCUAAAUUGAAAAUCGAUGAUGUUCAAGACUUCUCAACAUUCACAUCAGCCGUUAUUGAUGAUAAAGCAUUUAAACGUAUUACUUCCUAUAUUGAACAUGCCAAAAAGAGUCCUAAUUUAGAAAUUAUUGCCGGUGGCACUUACUCGGAUGCCAAGGGUUAUUUCGUUAAUCCCACAAUUGUACAGACCACAGAUCCCAAGGAUAAGAUAAUGGUUGAGGAAAUCUUUGGACCCGUCUUGACCGUUUACGUUUACAAAGAUGCCGAUUUGAAUAAGACUAUGAAUUUGGUGCCCACUUCAACGCAGUUCGCUUUGACUGGAGCUGUGUUCGGAAAGGAUGAAUCAUUCUUGAAACAAGCUUUAGAAGAGUUCAAAAUGGCUGCUGGUAACUUCUAUAUUAACGAUAAAUCAACUGGUUCAGUUGUAGGUCAACAACCUUUCGGUGGUGGUCGCAUGUCGGGAACCAAUGACAAAGCUGGUGGUCCCCACUACAUCUUACGUUGGACUUCUCCCCAGGCAAUUAAGGAAACAUUUGUGCCCCUGCGUGAUAUCAACUAUCCUUAUAUGAAAGAAUAAACUCUAAAAUAAAUUAAACUAUUUAAAUUAAAUACAAAAGUAAUCUCAACAAUAAUAUUUGUAACGUUUGUUAUAUAAAAAAAUAAUAAUAUUUUAAUGUAGAAAAAAAAAACAAAGUUUUGAAAAACAUAUACCACAUUGAUAUCUUAACUGAAAACACUCUACAUUUAUAUGUAUGUACUAAAAAAACCAUAGUCCUAAAUAUCGAAUAUUUUAUUUAAAAUUUUAAUAAAAUUUAUAUUUUUUUUGUUUUUUUUUAAUGUUAAAUAUUAAGCAAACUAAAAACAAAUUAUAAUAAAGAAUUAACCAAAACAAUAAGCAAUUAGUCGAAAACCUAAGAAACAUAAUUUAAAUAAAAAUAUUUUCAUUUAUAUAAAUUAAUAAUGGA
Lucilia cuprina (Australian sheep blowfly) is the source of this 2372-nucleotide messenger RNA. RefSeq names its product delta-1-pyrroline-5-carboxylate dehydrogenase, mitochondrial (gene P5CDh1). Gene Ontology annotation, molecular function: L-glutamate gamma-semialdehyde dehydrogenase (NAD+) activity. Lineage: Eukaryota; Metazoa; Arthropoda; Insecta; Diptera; Calliphoridae. Gene Ontology annotation, cellular component: mitochondrial matrix. The transcript has 8 exons. Bases 230 to 1984 code for a protein of 584 amino acids. The record is from RefSeq and is a predicted model, not a curated record.